Saccostrea cuccullata (small rock oyster) is the source of this 657-nucleotide messenger RNA. Its product is annotated as ryncolin-4-like. The transcript has 5 exons. The record is from RefSeq and is a predicted model, not a curated record. Lineage: Eukaryota; Metazoa; Mollusca; Bivalvia; Ostreida; Ostreidae. Bases 1 to 657 code for a protein of 218 amino acids.
AUGCUUGAAACAAAGAAUUCAACAUUUCUGUCACAAGACUGUCAGGAUAUUCUAUGGUCAGGAACCACAGCUAAUGGUGUGUAUACUGUCUACCCGAAAGGUACGGGCGGAUUCAGAGUUUUCUGUGAUAUAAAGACCAAAGGAGGCGGAUGGACAGUUUUUCAAAGACGACAGAGUGGAAAAAUUGGAUUCAACAGAUAUUGGAAGGAAUACAAGUAUGGUUUUGGUGUUCCAAGUGACGAACAUUGGAUAGGUAACCAACGAAUACAUCAACUGAUAUCUCAGGGUUGGUAUGAGCUGAGAGUGGAUCUGUCAGACUUUAAAAACCAAAGAAGACAUGCUUAUUAUCGAACAUUCUCUCUCGGUAACGAAGCCUCUAGCUACCGUUUGACUGUCGGGGAAUAUGAAGGAAACGCAGGCGAUUCUCUGACAUAUCAUAAUGGUCGACCAUUCUAUACACGAGACCGUCAAGACAGCAACGGUUGUCAAAAGGCGUACAAAGGGGGUUGGUGGUAUAAUCAUUGUCACCAGGCCAACCUGAAUGGUCUAUACCUAAAGGGACAUCAUUCUUCAUUUGCUGACGGUGUGAACUGGAAACAUUGGUUGGGGUAUCAUUACUCUUUGAAAACCACAGAAAUGAAAAUUCGGAGACAGUAG